Molecule: messenger RNA, 3106 nt
Organism: Chinchilla lanigera (long-tailed chinchilla)
Lineage: Eukaryota; Metazoa; Chordata; Mammalia; Rodentia; Chinchillidae
Gene: Lig1
Product: ligase I, DNA, ATP-dependent
Exons: 28
Coding region: 215-2971 (918 amino acids)
Biological process (GO): Okazaki fragment processing involved in mitotic DNA replication; DNA biosynthetic process; DNA repair
Cellular component (GO): nucleus; mitochondrion
Molecular function (GO): DNA binding; ATP binding; DNA ligase (ATP) activity
Source: RefSeq, a predicted model, not a curated record
AUCCCCCGCGCGGCGACGCUGCGCGGACAUGCCCGGAACCCGCCCCUCGUUCGUCCCCACCUCUGCCCGCCAAAGUCAGCGCGCGAAAUCCCUGGCGCGAACCUAGGACUGCCGGGUGCGUCGCGCUAAGCAAGUGUGGCGUCCGGGACAGCCGCGCGCAAGGAACAUUUGACGAGAGAAAAAUAGACCCAGAAAGGAGAGUGCUAUCGCCAUCAUGCAGCGGAGUAUCAUGUCCUUUUUCUACCCCACAAAAGAGGGUAAAGCAAAGAAGCCUGAGAAGGAAACCAGCAGCAGCAGCAGAGAGACAGAGCCCCCUCCGAAGGUGGCACUAAAGGAGCGGAAUGGAGUGGUGCCCGAGAGUGACUCUCCAGUGAAGAGGCCAGGGAGGAAGGCAGCCCGGGUCUUGAGCAGCGAAGGGGAGGAGGAGGAUGAAGCCCUCAGCCCCACCGAAGACCAGAAGCCCGGGCCAGACUCCCCACAGGGGUCCCCUGCCAGCCCUGCCACGUGUCCCAAGAACAGCCCUUCCUUCUCGGGCACCUCCCCCAUAGACAUCUCCCCGUCAGGAAUACCAAAGCGUCUCACAGCUCGGAAACAGCUGCCGAAACGGGUAAUUCAGGACGUCCUGGAAGAUCAGAGUGAGGACAAGGACAGAGAAGCCAAGAGGAGGAAGAAGGAGGAAGAGGCAGAGACACCAAGAGAAAGCCCCACGGAGACUGGCGUGGCAAAAGUGAAGGAAGAAGAGGAGGAGGACCAGCCCUCAACGCCCCCUGAGCUCCCAAAGCCCCGCAAAGCAGAGACCCCAGCAAAGACAGAAAGUGUUUCUACACCCGAGGUGGCCCGGAAGCAGGAGCCACAGGAAAAGAACCAGAGCGGUCUUGCCCCCAGAGGCCCUAGGACCCUCAGCAGUUUCUUCACACCCCGGAAGCCAUCAGUCAAAACUGAAGUGAAAGAAGAGCAGUCAGGUACUCCGAGAAAGGAGGAGGCCAAGGGACCCCCGGAGCCAGUGAGCUACAAUCCCGCCAAGAAUAACUACCAUCCCAUCGAGGACGCGUGCUGGAGCCGGGGCCAGAAGGUCCCUUACCUGGCCGUGGCCCGGACGUUUGAGAAGAUCGAGGAGGUUUCUGCUCGGCUCCGGAUGGUGGAGACGCUGAGCAACUUGCUGCGCUCCGUGGUGGCCCUGUCCCCUCCAGACCUGCUCCCUGUUCUGUACCUCACCCUUAACCGCCUUGGGCCUCCCCAGCAGGGCCUGGAGCUAGGCGUCGGUGAUGGUGUCCUUCUCAAGGCCGUGGCCCAGGCCACAGGCCGGCAGCUAGAAUCCGUCCGGGCUGAGGCUGUUGAGAAGGGCGACGUGGGGCUGGUGGCCGAGAACAGCCGCAGCACCCAGAGACUGAUGUUGCCGCCGCCCCCUCUUACCACCUCUGGGGUCUUCUACAAGUUCCGGGACAUCGCCCUGCUCACCGGCAAUGCUUCCAUGACCAAGAAGAUGGACAUCAUCAAAGGCCUGUUCGUCGCCUGCCGCCACUCAGAAGCCCGGUUCAUCGCCCGGGCCCUGAGUGGACGGCUGCGCCUCGGGUUGGCCGAGCAGUCAGUGUUGGCUGCCCUCUCCCAGGCUGUGAGCCUCACGCCCCCAGGCCAAGAAUUCCCUCCAGCCGUGCUGGAUGCCGGGAAGGGCAAGACCACAGAGGCCAGAAAGACGUGGCUGGAGGAGCAAGGCAUGAUCUUGAAGCAGACGUUCUGCGAGGUGCCUGACCUGGACCGAAUCAUCCCCGUGCUGCUGGAACAUGGCCUGGAGCGUCUCCCGGAGCACUGCAAGCUGAGCCCAGGGGUCCCUCUGAAACCCAUGUUGGCCCAUCCCACUCGGGGUGUCAGUGAGGUCCUGAAACGCUUUGAGGAGGCAGCCUUCACCUGCGAGUACAAAUACGAUGGGCAGAGGGCACAGAUCCAUGUUCUGGAAGGCGGGGAGGUGAAGAUCUUCAGCAGGAAUCAGGAGGACAACACGGGGAAGUACCCCGACAUCAUCAGCCGCAUCCCCAAGAUUAAACUCCCCUCAGUCACAUCCUUUAUCCUGGACACUGAAGCUGUGGCUUGGGACCGGGAAAAGAAGCAGAUCCAGCCGUUCCAAGUGCUGACCACUCGCAAACGGAAGGAGGUAGAUGCAGCGGAGAUCCAGGUGCAGGUGUGUCUGUAUGCCUUCGACCUCAUCUACCUCAAUGGAGAGUCCCUGGUCCGUGAGCCCCUGUCUCGACGCCGGCAGCUGCUCCGGGAGAACUUCGUAGAAACGGAGGGUGAAUUUGUCUUCGCCACCUCCCUGGACACCAAGGACACGGAGCAGAUCGCUGAGUUCUUGGAGCAGUCGGUGAAAGACUCCUGCGAGGGGCUCAUGGUGAAGACCUUGGAUGUCGAUGCCACCUACGAGAUCGCCAAAAGGUCGCACAACUGGCUCAAGCUGAAGAAGGACUACCUCGAUGGUGUGGGUGACACGCUGGACCUCGUGGUGAUCGGCGCCUACCUAGGCCGGGGGAAGCGGGCCGGCCGCUACGGGGGCUUCCUGCUGGCUGCCUACGAUGAGGAGAGCGAGGAGCUGCAGGCCAUAUGCAAGCUUGGCACGGGCUUCAGCGACGAGCAGCUGGAAGAGCAUUACCAGAACCUCCAGGCCUUGGUGCUGCCCACCCCCCGCCCCUAUGUGCGGGCAGAUGGUGCCGUGGCCCCUGACCACUGGCUGGAUCCCAGCUCCGUGUGGGAGGUGAAGUGCGCUGACCUCUCUCUCUCCCCGAUCUACCCUGCCGCCCGGGGCCUGGUGGACAGUGAGAAGGGGAUCUCCCUUCGAUUCCCUCGGUUUAUUCGCAUCCGUGCAGACAAGAAGCCAGAGGAGGCCACUACCAGUGCCCAGGUGGCCUGUCUGUACCGCAAGCAAAGUCAAAUUCAGAACCAAGGCAUUGACUCGGACUCUGACAAUGAGGAGUUCUACUAAGCCUCUAUGCUCCAGGGCCUGGGGCAGCGGAGAAGGGGACCCAGGGAUGUGGAAGAUACGGUGUUGCAGUCUGGUGUAUGUGCUGGGCCGGGGAUUCAUUUGUUCACUUCUUUCAAUAAAUAAUUAUGAGACAUC